Messenger RNA from Cryptosporidium ubiquitum, 525 nucleotides. RefSeq lists its product as uncharacterized. The coding region runs from base 1 to 525 and encodes 174 amino acids. Gene Ontology annotation, cellular component: EMC complex. The transcript has 2 exons. The record is from RefSeq and is a predicted model, not a curated record. NCBI's taxonomy places the organism in Eukaryota, Apicomplexa, Conoidasida, Eucoccidiorida, Cryptosporidiidae. Gene Ontology annotation, molecular function: carbohydrate binding.
AUGGAUGUUUUUGGAAAAGUGGAUGCCCCUGAAUCUUCUUUAAUGAAAACCCAGAUUUAUUUGACGGGGAGAAGACAUCCGAUUUAUCCCAAUUCAGCUGGGCAUUUUCAAAUUAACAAUUUACCAAAGGGAGAAUACCUAUUAAGAGUACUGGGCCCUGAAUAUGUAUAUAAUUCCUAUAUUAUAAAUAUAACCGAACAAGAAACAAAAGAUGGGACGAGACUUGUUUGCAAAAAGUUCAUUUUUGAUUACAAAACAGGAAAACCGGGAAGCACAGUAAAUAGCUAUGUUUUGAAUAUAAAACCUUUAUAUUCAACAAACAAAACAGAUGAUAGCCAGGGUGGCUUAAAAAGCCUAUUUUCUCUAUUGAAAAACCCUCUGGUUUUGAUUUCUGCUGUUUCUUUAGGAAUUACUUUUGUUCUCCCCAUUUUACAGGACAGUCUCGAUGUAGAAGCUAUGGAGGAAAUCACAGGCUCAGUUCCUGGAGGUAAGUUAUUAUUAAACUUUGUAAUUAAAUUUGGUUAA